Messenger RNA from Punctularia strigosozonata HHB-11173 SS5, 4896 nucleotides. RefSeq lists its product as uncharacterized. The coding region runs from base 1 to 4800 and encodes 1599 amino acids. Gene Ontology annotation, biological process: DNA double-strand break attachment to nuclear envelope; double-strand break repair. Gene Ontology annotation, molecular function: DNA binding; protein dimerization activity. The transcript is spliced from 23 exons. Lineage: Eukaryota; Fungi; Basidiomycota; Agaricomycetes; Corticiales; Punctulariaceae. The record is from RefSeq and is a predicted model, not a curated record. Gene Ontology annotation, cellular component: Cul8-RING ubiquitin ligase complex; nucleus.
AUGGCGAUCCUCCGACAGCAUGAACGCAAUCGUUCCGUGACGUUUAUCAAGCGCAAGAACGGCCUGUUCAAAAAAGCAUACGAGCUCGGUGUGUUGUGCUCUGUCGAUGUCGCCGUCAUCGUCUUCGAAGAUCGCCCUGGACAUGGGCUCCGAUUGUACCAGUACUGCUCGGGAGACAUACAAGACGUGGUUAGGCGCCAGAUCCAUUUCGAAGGCGAGAGGGAUUUAAAGACCCCCGCCGACUUCAACGGUGCAAGAGGUGAUGAUAUGGGCGAUGACGACGAUGGCGAGGGCGACGAUGACGAGGGAACCCCCAAGCCAUCCUCACAGAAACGCAAGGAGCCCGCUAUCAAAACGAAGCCGUCCAAGUCAAGCGCAGCGUCCGGGAAGAAAUCGACACCCGUCUCGAUCGAGGGUGACUAUAAUAAACCAUCAUCAACUCUGCCUGUGUCAGGCGAGCGUGGGAUGCCCGCAGCGAAGCGUCCGCGGAUCGACAGCACCAACUUGGGGCCAACGUUAUCACCUCCAACGUUGCAUCAGCCUCUCCAAAGGUCGUACAUUCACCCCCCGCCGCCGCCCCCGUACGGUCAAGGCUACGCCGAUGUCAAUGAUCCUUACUCGCACUCGCAGCCACAGAGCUAUAGUUACUCGUACCCGCCCGGCAGGUCCGGCAUGGACGACGGCUACUCUAACAGCGCGGCCUACCCCCCGUACCCGCCGCGCAUGCCUGCGCAACCGCAUCAGCAUCAGCCGGUGCACGUGUAUAGUCAGACCAUCAACUCGUCUUCGUCGGGUGACGCAGCCUUCGAAUGGCCUGUGCACGGAAGUGGACCUCCCCCUCCCCCACCACCCGUGCAGACUUACCAAACGCAGCAGCAUCACUCUCAACACAGUGCGUCAUCAUCGGGCCAUGCGCCUAACUGGUUGGACUUCCUCUCGGGUGCGGCAGCGGCAGCCAACCCUCUCCUCCCGCCCCCGCCUCCGCCUCCACCGGCCCCAGCCGUUCCGCUUUCUCCCCAGUCCACUGCGAUGCCGCUUGCGAUCGCCAGCCGACGCAAACGCGAAGGUGCUGGCUUGGGCGUGUCAUGGGAGCGGGAAAGCAAGGAGAGGGAAGCUCCGGUCAAGCCUAUAACCGCCGAACUGGCGGAUGCCGGAAUAUCGGAUAAGACGACGAACGCAGCCGACGAGGAUUCGGCUCAUCGCUCGCCAAGUGAGCCUGCGAAAGUCGAGAGCGGUCAGCCGAACGAGACCUCCGCGAAAGAUCCGGAGGAGGGGCAAGCAGCGGCUGAGGCGCGAACUCGCAAGGAUGGUUCGUCGGACUCGGAAGGAGACCUCACCGCCGCGGAUUCGUCCAGUGCUGAGGCCAGCUCCGGUGCCAGUGGCGGAAAUGCAAAUGGCGCAACAUCCGUACCUCUCCAGUCCGCCACACAUAUUAUCACCGAUACCAACCUCUUCGAGGGCUUUAGUGAAGUGGAGGAUAAGGACGGUGUCUAUUCCGUCACGCCUUACUGGGUGGAUAGAUCGAUGGUCUUGAGCAAGGCCGCGCCCCCAGAACUAUAUUCUCCCGACCCAAACUUGUUCUUCUCCGGUGUAAUAGCAUGUGCGCAUGACAUACCCCAGGACGAUAGCGAGAUCCUUGCUGGUGGAAUCGGAGCUCUUGGCGGGCACUGGCGCAAUGGAUACGCUAGGGACGUGACACAUGUCUUCUCUACCGGACCGCUGUAUGACGAAACAGACGAAGACCUAGACGAGGACGCAGCACGGGACGUGUAUCGAGCUGCGAUGCAGUUCAAGGAGGUCACCGGCGUGAAGAUCGUUACGCCCCAUUGGUUCGACGACUGCAUGAAGCUUGGCAUUCGUGUCAGCGAGAAAGAGUACGAAUGGCCCAACCCAGCUGUGUUACGACCGAGAUCGCUUGUGCACCCGCCACACAUUUCUCGAGCGGGCACGACAGUGGGCGACGCCGCCGAAGUCAACACCACGGCCCCGACGGCAGGCAGGGAGGAUCGACCAACAUUCGCCGGCACCUCACGGCAGAGGGCUUACUUUCUAAGCGUGAAGGAGGGCGAAAAGGGCAUCGCAGUACCUCAGGAGCGCCAUAUUACCAACGUAUGGCAGAAUCGACGAAUUUUACUCUCGCUGACCCUGGGACUACACGGGGAGCGUCGCGAAGGGAUAGAGGCAGAGAUUACGCGGUCUGGCGGACGAAUUGUGACUUAUGGUUUGGCCGGCGGAGAUGGCUGUCGGGCUGAGGAGAUCGACCUCGUGGACGAGUGCGACGUGUACAUCACCAGGAUACGAAGCGGGCGCGCGUACGUUAAGGCCAUGGAGAAUCACAAGACCGUCGGCAACCUAAAUUGGGUUUUCGCCGUCAGUUCGUCUGGCACCUUCACGGCGCCCACUCAGACACUGCUGCAUUUCCCUGUCCCGCGAGUAAAGAUCGAGGGCUUCGAGAGGCAGAUCGUCACCAUCACAAAUUAUACUGGCCCGGCUAGAGAAUACCUCAAAAAGCUCGUAGAGCUGAUGGGCGGAACAUUCACUCCGAGCAUGUCUACCAAGAAUACCGCCGUCAUCGCUGCUUUUUUGAGCGGCGCCAAAGUCGAGAAGGCCAAGGCAUGGGGUUUGACCGUGAUCAACCACCAAUGGCUAGAGGAUUGUUUUAUACAAUGGAAGCUACUCAGCCAAGCUAACCUGAAAUACACCUGCUUUCCGGAAGGAGUCGAUUUCGCGGAGCACCUUGGGCUGCGUGGCGUUGGACGUGCCGUUCUUGAUGAUCGCAUGAUCGGCGCCGAAGAUGACACUGAUGAAGAACUGGCGGCCAUGCUUCAGGAAAGAGAGGACCUGGAAAGAGCGGAGUCUGGCAUUGCGCCACCGUCAACAGAGCCCCUCGGGGCGCAUGAAGCAGGCGUCAAGAUGACCGGCACGGAUGUCAGUAUGCAAGACGUGCAGGAAGUAGAAGCUGCCAUAUCGCUCGAGGUGGAGGACGGCGACGGCUUGAUGGUUGUCGACGAGCAACCUCUGGAGGAGUUGCCACUCAAUGGACGUAAGGCCCCAGACAAUGAGGUCUCCAGCAGCACAAAACCGCGAUCAUCGCGCAGCAGGACGCGACAAAUUGCAGACGCGGUAGAGAUACCGACCAAGAAGCCCAUGAACCGAGGUCAAGGGGCAAAACGCGCAGAGAAGGGCAAGGGGAAGCGUGUCCUGACCCCUGAAUCUGAAGACAAUGCUCAAGAUGGGACUUCGAUGCCGACGAAGCUCUCUCGAAGCGAACAUAUGGCGAGCAAGGAGAACAUUAUUGACCUUGAUUCCGAUCACGAUGUACCACCUGCACCUGUACCUCCGGUAACACCGUCGCGCAAGCCGAGGCCCCGCCCUGUUCGCGCCCGUCUGACUUCAAAAGAACCGUAUAUUCCUCCACGACCCUCACAGCCAUCACAACGGUCGAUUCCAGCACCUCCAUUCAACCCACCUUCGCCAUCCGGAGUCCGUAAUCUGACCAGAACACCGAGUCGAAUGUCACACGUGGAAUUGCCGCCAGUGGCGCACAAUGUGCCACAAAAGCUGCAAGCCGCGUCCUCGAUCCACGUCGUUGCUGAUGAAGCGCCUGCGUCUUCCAUCACGCGUGGCCGGCCAACUAAGAAGGGUGCAAAGAGCGAUGCUGAACGGCCGAAAUCCCGCACGUCCAUAGCGCAAGUGUCGGUGCGGGACACAAGUGUCUCGACAACCGAGCUGGAGGAUGUGCCAUCGGCGAGGGUAUACUCUAAACGCAGCGCUGCUAUAGCCGCGGCUCAGAAGACAGGCCAGAUGAUGCUGGACAAAAACAAGUUUGAGAAAGAGAAACGGGGACGGCUAGGAAAGGGUGACUGGGAAGACUCUGAUCGACGGUCAAGCACGGGUACCAAGAAGCGGGCUCCCACCGACACUGAGGCCACGGACGCAGCUUCGGACGGGGAGACAACGUCGAAGAAGAAGAGGCGAAUAAGUACCGAGAGCAAGGACACUCGAAAAGCUCGCGCUACGCAGGCGGCGGCGGAUGAGAAAGAAAGUGAGGACGAGCCCUCUAUCAAGGUGGUUAAGGCUACCAAGCCCGGACCCGUCUCGCGGACUACCAGCAGUGGUGCGAUAGACGGGGCGCCGACAUCAAACGGAGGCCGCAGGUCCAAGACGAAACCUGAAUCCGUCAGACUACUCACUACUCAGUUGACCUUGCCGGAGUAUGUGAUAAGGAACUUGAAGAAGUUGGGCGUCAUUGUUGUCGCAAGUCCCCGGCAAGCCACGCAUCUAAUCAUGAAGCGGAUCACCCGGACGGAAAAGUUCUUGUGCGCAUUACCCUACGUGGACUAUAUAGUCUCGGAACAGUGGGCGAUAGAGUCCGCUAAGGCGAGGUAUCUGCUACUCGAGGAAGAUUACCCCGUCGUUGACAAAGAGGGUGAACGGAAAUAUGGCUUUGAGCUAUCGAUGUCCCUUGCGAAUGCAAAGAGAAAUGGUGGCAACCUCUUCGAGGGGCACGUAUUCUACAUCACGCCGAAGCUCAAGUCUCCCGAUCCUGAGCUGGUGAGGAAUGUCAUUCAAGCCAACGGGGGCACGGUUGCUGCCAAAGGCUCGAAUCCUAGUAUCCGUAACCUGAAAGGUCAUCGCGAGCGCCAUGUGAUAUCAUGUCCCGAAGAUGCUGCCAUAUGGAUGCCUCUUGCCAAGCAACAUUACGCCAUCUACAACCCGGAGUUUGUCUUCUCUGCAGCGAUGAAGCAGCAGGCGAUUUGGGCCGAUGAGGCUGACCGCGUCGAGGGUUCAUUGAUGUAAACUGGAUUUAUUGCCUCCAUCUUUCUCGAUUCGGAAUCCACAUCCUGUAUAUAUAUCAUCCUUGCUUUCUCUUUCACGAGCUUUUACUAGUUCGGU